CACUUAGCGGGACGAGCACAGGCAUCGGCGGCAGACGGACUCUGACCAGGAAACAACUUUAGUCCAAGUGGAACGGUUAGUAUGUAAAAUAAAUAUUGCUUACAUAUAACUAUAUAUGACGCCGCUUUUUUCUGUCGAAUGAUACUGUUUGAACGUGUGCAUGCAUGGUGUAUGCUUAUAGCAGGCUAACGCUAGCUAAUGUCCACUCAAAAUAGUGUCAGCUACCAUGUUGAAGUUAGCUUCGUGUUAACAGUCUGAGGACUGCUCAUAUACUGGCAAGUUUGAGCGACUGUAUCAUUUAUAUUUCUGUCAUUUUACGUUUAUUUUUACACGAUAUAUAUAUUUUAAAUAUUUCAUUUUACGCCGUAGAAAAGAGGUUCAACCGCUCUCAGGGCUAUCAGAGUGUAGCAGGCUAUGGAGGUGUUUAUGUAGUGCACACUUGACCGCUACUUGGCCUCUCUCUUUUUCCGCUCACUCUCUCACACACACAGGCUUGUUUCAUACUGGUUUUCCCUGUAACACUGACCCCGGUUCGGUUCUAUUACCUUAAGCCUGAUUUCCACCGGCGCGUUACAGCCGCGGAACGGCAGCGCCGCGGUCGCCGUUGCAAACAGGUAACACUAAUCAAUGAGAGCAUUUCCACGCGCUGCAGAACGUUACAGCAACGUCUCAGCCGCGGCUCUCCGCGAGCAUUAUGUAUGACUUCUAUUUUCGCCGUUAUUGUAUUUAACAGUGACGUUUUUGAGCUGAGUUGUUGAGCUAAAAGUUUUCUUGUUCUCUAUUUUUUCAGAUCCUUGUGUAAAGAUGCUGUGGAAGUGAUUCUUCGAAAGCUUCACGGUGAACAGAUUCUGCAGGUUCUGUAUGGCGACGAGAAACGAGAUGCAAGCCAAGGAGAUGACUGCAAACCAGAAGAUGACCUUGAGGGUCAUUCUAACAGAGGCGGACAUAAGAAAAGUCAUCCUAAAUACAAGACCCUCUACAGUCGAGGAUUUGAUAAGCAAGCUUAAAGAAUCACUGGGACUUCAUUUUAACUUCAGUCUCCAAUACCAAGAUCCGGAUUUCAAUAAUGAACUAUGCAAUCUGACAGACACUGAAGAACUUCCAGAAAAACCAACAGUCAAAGUCAUCCCUGUCUUUGAGCUGGUGCCUGUCUCAUCUGAUGAAGUCCACAGUGACACAACCAGUACAGCAGAAACAGAGAUACUCUUACACUCACCUCAGGAGCGACAGAAAAAGUGGCCAGAAUUUUUUGAUAUCCCAAACUUUUCUGUUGAUGUAGAGUAUAGACUUAGGCAAGCAGAUCUGCUGUUUAUGAGUGAGGGUAUAUACCUUAAAGUAACAAAAGAACUAAAACAUGAAAUACUUGAAAGAUUGGCAGAGAGCAUGUAUUGCUACACAGCAUACCCAACUGCUGCUCAGUUUGAAAGUGUUGCAGCAGCACUGAUAAGCAAGCACCCUUGUCUCCAGGAGCGAGGCUCAACCACUCGCUGUUGCGGUUGGAAAAAUAGUCUAAAGCAUAAAAUGGCUAAUUAUAGAACAAAGCGUAGGCAAUCAGGAUGCCUUGAUGUUGCAGUAAAUGCAGGUAAGCGGGGAAGGCAUUCAGCAGAAGGACAACCAGCUAACAAGCGCAUCAAGAAGGCAAAGAAAGGUGAAAUCAACUACUUGCCCAACUUUCCGGAUGGAUUUGAUCAGGCAGCCCUGGAGGGGGCCUGCAAAGACUUGGUUGAUGAAAUGCAGAAGAGAACACCAAAUGGACUCCUUGUGAAACAGAAGAUGGACCAGACAUUUGCACUGAGAAGAAAAGAGGUAGUGGAGUCGGAACCUGCCAUAAGCACGAUGGUGAAACGCUGGCCUGCCCUUUUCACUGAAGAUCAGGUGUUCAUGGAGUUCAGCAGGAUUGUGGGCAAGAACCUCAAGCAGGAAUUCUAUGAGAGCAUCGAUCGGCACGGUCCCCGUCUCCUUGAGUUAUUUGGAUCGAAGAGAGGGAAUGUUGGGCAGUUGUUGACACAGAUUUCACAACAGACCAGGACUACAGAGCCAACUGCGAUCCGGACAAAGGUGCUCAGAGGGCUUCCUAUCAUCCUUGGGGACGACCCCACAAACUUCUUCAAAGCAGGUUUUGACUCUGAUGGUGAUGAUUCCUUUCACGACCUUGACAUUGGGAUACUUCUCAUUGAUCGUGAUGGUACUGUGCUCACAUCUUCCCAGCAUCUCAGUCCAACCUCGCUGAAAAUCAUCAUUGAGGGACAAGUUGUGAUGGACAACAUUCAAGAUCUGCCCAAAGCAAUGUGCAUUCUGUUUGGACUCACAUAUGCACUCCAUCUUAACUACCCCAAGACUAUGAAGCUCACAUUUCAGUUCAUCCAACAGGUAUUGCUCUCGUUGGGCCACACUGACCUAAAGCCAAAGCUACAGACUUUGAAAAAUCAGCUUGCAAUGUAAACAGAUGUCAAGUCUGCUGUAAGAAGCGGUUGAUUACUUCUUUUUUUUUUUUUUUUGCCACACCAGCAAAAACACUUUCUGACCUGUGGGGUAAACCUUUUUAUUUUCUGUAAAACAAGCCGAGAAACAGACACACAUAAAACGCAGACACAAACACACAAACAACACAGUCGCACACAACACACACAGGUACAACACCCACAUACUCACAAACAAUACUGACACACCUACACACACAGAGUGCUGAAGGAUGUGACUUGUGUGAAAAUUAAAAUUGUUAUUGUAGCAGAAAGACACAAGACAUAAUUGUUCUUGUUGUAUCAUCAGUCUAUGUAGAUGGAAUUAGAUAUUUGAGUGGGGGUCUUUUGGAUUUUGAUGGCUUACUACUGAGUUUGUAGCUUAUUUUAGAGCUCAUGUUGAAAACAGAAGUUUUUUUUUCUUUUUUCCUAAAUUUCUGAUUUUUUUUGUAAAUGUUUUUCUCUCACAUUUGAGUGGGGGUUUCUGGGUUUUUUUUAUUGUAAGUUUGUGACACAUUCAACACCCACACACUCAACACACUCAAACAACACAGGCACAUACAACACACAUGGACAAAUUCAACACACACACGGACAAAUUCAACACACACACGGACAAAUUCAACACACACACGGACAAAUUCAACACACACAGACGGACAAAUUCAACACACACAGACGGACAAAUUCAACACACACAGACGGACAAAUUCAACACACAGACGGACAAAUUCAACACACACAGACGGACAAAUUCAACACACAGACGGACAAAUUCAACACAGGCACAACACCCACACAAACAACACAGGCACAACACCCACACAAACAACACAGGCAUAACACCCACACACAUAACUAUUUCAAUUAUUUGAAAUUACCUUUUUCAGAUCAAUCUUUUUAGGUUGAAAAUGUUGAGGUUGACCUGAUGUUAAGUUGGUCAUAACAAGUUUGGCUGUGUUUUGCCAUUUUUCUUAAAAAUAAAAUGCAUUGACGCAUUUA
This is a messenger RNA of Centropristis striata (black sea bass), 3461 nucleotides long. Its product is annotated as sterile alpha motif domain-containing protein 3-like. NCBI's taxonomy places the organism in Eukaryota, Metazoa, Chordata, Actinopteri, Perciformes, Serranidae. The coding region runs from base 862 to 2442 and encodes 526 amino acids. The transcript has 6 exons. The record is from RefSeq and is a predicted model, not a curated record.